CAAAUAUUUUAGUUCUCAGUAAUAAUAUAUAUCAAUCACAAAUUUGUGUUGAAUCGAUCAUCUCCAUUCACCACCAUGGCAAGAACAAGUUUGGUCAUCAGCAUUACCUUCACUGGUUUCAUUAUGUUGUCUAUUGCACAUAUGGCAUCAGGAGUUUCAAGACUCGAUAAAGUAGUGACCGCAACUGGGCCAUAUAAGACGGCAGACAUAGAGCGAUCUGAGACUAUAGUAACUAACUUACAUGAUGGGGCGGUCAACGACCAAGGAACAACCGGGGUAAAUGCCGCAAAGGGCUUAGCAACUGCAAAUUUAGUUGGAGAUGUGGGUGUGGAUUUAAAAAAUGAUCAAGUGAAAAUAAAUGGCAGUGGAGAUAGUGCGGUAGGCAAAUUAGCAGGCGUGGAAAGAAGUGGGCAUAUAGUAGUCGACUUGAAAAAUGGUCAGGUAGUAGAUGAAGGAGGGGAAAAUAAGGUAAAAGCCGCAGAUGUAGUGGUUGUUGUGAAAAGAGGUGGUGGAAAAACAGCGGUCGACUUAAAAAAAGAGGAGGUACAAAACGGUGGACAAACUUCUGGGAAUAGAAAGAAUUCAGUGCCAGAAAACUCUUAUCCGGCAAAUAAUGAUGUGCCUGCAACCGAAAAUACCAAUGGAAGCUAUAACUAAGAGCAGGUUAGAAAGGAAGGUUUUUGGUAACAUUUUCCUUUGCUUUUUUUUUUUGAUGCACAUUUUCCUUUACUGUAAAGCUUCCACAUAUAUGGAGCUGUUCGUUUUGUGUAGUGUGUUUGCUGUUGUUGUCCUGUUAUUGGUUUGAAUUAUCAAAGAGAUUGUUAUAAAUUUUCUUCA
Papaver somniferum (opium poppy) is the source of this 837-nucleotide messenger RNA. RefSeq lists its product as uncharacterized. NCBI's taxonomy places the organism in Eukaryota, Viridiplantae, Streptophyta, Magnoliopsida, Ranunculales, Papaveraceae. Bases 76 to 657 code for a protein of 193 amino acids. The record is from RefSeq and is a predicted model, not a curated record. The transcript is spliced from 2 exons.